UCUUCACUAGAUUUGGAAAAUGCAACAAGGAUGAUUGGAAGUGUCCGUACAUCCAUGAUCCCUCUAAAAUAGUAGUUUGCACGAAAUUCCUGACUGGUUCAUGCACCAAUAGCACCUGCAAAUUGACGCACAAGGUUAUCCCUGAGAGGAUGCAAGAUUGUUCAUAUUUUCUGAAAGGGUCAUGCUCCAAUGAUGAUUGUCCUUAUAGACAUGUACAUGUCAAUCCUGAUUCAAGUGUUUGUGAAAAUUUCCUCAGAGGCUACUGUGCUGAUGGCAAUGAGUGCCGGAAGAAACACACCUACGUCUGCCCUGCUUCUGAAGCAACUGGAGUGUGUCCUCAAGCAUCGACGUGCAGUCUGCACCAUCCAAAAAAGAAAGAAAUGAAACCAACUAUCGAGCAAAAGGUUGUAAGAGGCCGCUACUUUGAUGGCGGACUAGUAGGAGUUAAUGACUGGAGCUCAGCAUCAGCAGCAGUAGAGAAGCUCUCCUCAAAAGAAAACAAUUAUCCAUUCUCAAACAACAAAAUGAGGACACAAGUUCGAGAGAUAGAGAGAGAAGAACAGAAGCAUCAGAGGAUUAAACAUUGCUGCUGCCACCUCAGUUUCCAGGCUUUCAGCCUAACAACCAAAAGUAGAACAAGAGACGACGAAGGCGGACAAAUGAGACGAGGAAGCAGCCGGGAGAUAAAAAAAACGCACUCAAUGAGGCGGAGCCACCAGCGGAGGCGGCGGUUCUCCUCCGAUUCCGACGCGGAUUCUGAAGAGGAAGAGGACGAAGAAGAAGACGCCGACGACGCGUCUUCCUCGGCGGCGGCACGGCGGCGGUUGAGGAUGAUGAAGUGCCUGUCGUGCAAGGAGGACUACGGCGAUCGCAGCGCCGGCACGUGCCGUGAGUGCUACGAGGAGGCCGGCGAGACGGAGGAGGAACACAAGCUAGAGAUCGAGGAACUCAAGUCCAAGGUCAAUUUCCUCCUUCUCCUCUGUUCCACCUCCCACUCCGCAGCUAGGGCCAACACCCCCUGCUUCUCCGACGUCGUUUUGGUCGCCUGUGGGUCGCCGGAUUCCCCCGAUAUGCUCUGCAACUCCCCCUCCAUCCCCGCCCAUCGCGCUGUUUUGGCGAGUCGAUCGCCGGUAUUUAGGGCAAUGCUGGAAAACGAGAUGGAGGAGAGGCUGAGCGGGACAAUCAAGAUGAAUGACGUCUCAUACGAUGCGCUCCGAGCAUUCGUGAACUAUCUCUACACCGCAGAAGCUUGCCUUGACGAGAACAUGGCCUGCGAUCUCUUGAUUUUGGCUGAGAAAUACCAAGUGAAGCACCUCAAGACCUACUGCGAGAAAUAUCUCAUGUCCAGACUCAACUGGGAGAAUUCCCUCCCUUACUACGCCUUCGCCCACCAGCACUGCGCCAAGACCCUGCUAGACUCUGCCCUCUCCCUCGUCCUUGACCAUAUGGACAAGGUCACCAAGCGGGACGAGUAUGCUGAGCUGGUCGACAAGGACCCCCGUGUUGUCGUUGACAUCUACGAAGCCUAUCUCUCCAAGCAGAUCAACACUGCUGCCACCAAAGAUUCAACACCCAAUGCCCCUUCGUAGCUUUUGAAUGAGGCCCCUCUCCGGAGUCGAACAUGAAGGGCACCCAUCCUACUGCCUUUGCGAUUUCUUCGAGUUGUUCGAUCACAGCAGUGGUGUCGCGUAUGUAAACGCGCCCGCCUGGUCUGAGGAUCCGGUCCA
Messenger RNA from Salvia splendens (bonfire salvia), 1727 nucleotides. RefSeq lists its product as uncharacterized. The coding region runs from base 150 to 1589 and encodes 479 amino acids. The transcript is spliced from 8 exons. Lineage: Eukaryota; Viridiplantae; Streptophyta; Magnoliopsida; Lamiales; Lamiaceae. The record is from RefSeq and is a predicted model, not a curated record. Gene Ontology annotation, molecular function: protein binding; metal ion binding.